AUUUCGGCCGCCGCACACCUCAAUCAUACAGACGAAUUCGUCCCCGCCGCGCAGUUGAACGAUGCCGUCGGAAAGCAAUGGAGGAGUCUCGCGUAUUGCGCCCGCAUCUCAAGAGCAUUCUCCGCACCGGCAUUGCGCUUGCUCUGGCGAGAACUCCCGUCGCUGAUCCCGUUGCUCUCCCUUGGUCUGUCCCUUGUCGAGGACGAUGACAUAUGGUUGCCAGGGAGGGCCGCCCAACCGCAAGGGCUGCAACGUCUCAAUCAUUUUGCGGCACUCGUUCGACGCGUUAGCCUCCCUGCUUCGGAGGACGUAGAUUCCACAGUGUUAUUUCACCUAUCCCGAGCCAACCUGAAUCAGCCGCUUCUUCCGAUGGUCGAUGGGAUCAAGUGCACGGCCUCACCUCAGCUCGAUAUGAUCAUACUGUUGCUCGCGGGGCAUAGUCUCCGUGAGCUCAUAAUCACUACUGGGGCACCAUGGACCUCGGGGAUGACACCGGGACUGCAGUCCCUUUGCGUGUACGACACGAGCACAGAUGGUCUUAGGAAUAAACUACGUUCGCUACGCCUGGAGUUCCGGUCGUACGAACAUUGGUCCAGCGCCUUCUUCCAAGCGUUAGCCAAGCUGGACCAUCUCUCCGAUCUCGCUUACCCUCGACGACUACAGAACUGGAGACACCCGAUGCAGGAAGGUUCGCUGGUCAUCGCCAUCAUGGACAUGGCAGCCUUUGGCUCUCUGGCGAAGGUCAUGCCUCCUAUCCGAUUGGAGUACCUUGACGUCGUCCACGCUUUCGCGGACAGCUUCACGGAGGUUCACAGCCAUCUUGACGAGUUCUUCACCACAUGCGCUGACACAUUGUCUACCGUCAAGCUGGGCGUGUAUUCGGAGAACGGGCACCGCCGCGGCGCCGCCCCCUUCCCUGUGUUCAAUAUCCUCCGGCCCCUUGUACGACUGCAUUGCCUGCAGGUCUGCACGAUCUCCGUCUCGAGGACCCUCGCCUUCACAGAUCGUGACCUGCGCAAUGUUCGAGGGGUCUGGCCACACCUACAACACCCACGUAGCGCAGGCACAGCACCUUCUUUCGACGACAUCGUCGACUUCCUCUGGGAGUGCCCUCGGCUCACGAUGUUCAAGCUCUCAGCUAUAUGCAUUGAUGGGACGCCCCAGUCUUGUACGAACCUCGAGGCCCUACCCCCGAGUCUUGUAGUCGAGGACGCACACAUUCGGGACCCUAUGGCGUUUGCAGACGUUCUCCGCGGUCUGUUCCCAGCGGUUCGCAUUGCAGAGGUUUUGAACAGUGCGCCUAGCAAAUGGGGCAUAGUCUUGUCGAGACUUAGGGAUACCAAUAAGCCCACGGAUCUUUGAGCGCCGCAGCGUGGUCGCCAUUCCUGCAUAGUACGACGCUGGUCUUUACUUCACGUUUCUUGCAAUCUGCUGUCAGUGCCUGGCUGUUCAAAUGUUUCCCGAGUUACUUACGUCCGUUGCACUACUUACGCUGCUUCUAACUUACUAACUGACGCACUUAGCAUCAUGUGAUUGCGUUUAUUACUUACUACUUGUCUUGUCGACUAGCAGAAUCGUUGGCUACGUCCUGCCAUACAAUGUUCUACACUCAUAUUGUUGACCAAUGCUGCGCAGCGGAAAGGAGUUUGGGAGAACAUCACAGUCAUGUCCCGAUGCAGUGGCAGCAGCCAGGCCCUGCUGGCUGCCAUUCGGACGUCCUGAGACUUCCUCGCGUUGCACUCCCGUUACUUAUGCGACAUUAUUACAGUACUAUUAACUCGAAAC
Messenger RNA from Fomitopsis serialis, 1785 nucleotides. RefSeq lists its product as uncharacterized. Lineage: Eukaryota; Fungi; Basidiomycota; Agaricomycetes; Polyporales; Fomitopsidaceae. The transcript is spliced from 7 exons. The annotation marks the transcript as partial. The record is from RefSeq and is a predicted model, not a curated record.